AUGAUCCACGUGUGGGCGGAGCCGCGCAGGAGGAAGCGGCUCUCGGCUCCAGAAACCCGGUCAGCAGCAUCCAUUCCCCGGCUGAACGCGCACUUGUCCCCGGCUAAAGCUGCUCCCAGGACCGCUCUUUGCACCGACCCUCCACCUGCUCAGCUCCUACCCCAACACACACCUCUCCGCCCUAUCCAUGUGCCCCUGGGGGCCCCGGCCAUCACCAAGAUCCCGGUUUAUGUGGAGGAGCACAAUGUAACGGAAGGAGCCCUGAAGCUGAUCAAAGAGCUGAGACCUGCGUGGGACACCGGGGAUGUGAAGACCAAGGUAAAGCCCCAGAACUAG
Molecule: messenger RNA, 336 nt
Organism: Knipowitschia caucasica
Lineage: Eukaryota; Metazoa; Chordata; Actinopteri; Gobiiformes; Gobiidae
Source: the annotation of a GenBank genome assembly